Molecule: messenger RNA, 3858 nt
Organism: Synchiropus splendidus (mandarinfish)
Lineage: Eukaryota; Metazoa; Chordata; Actinopteri; Syngnathiformes; Callionymidae
Gene: ogdhb
Product: oxoglutarate dehydrogenase b
Exons: 23
Coding region: 647-3667 (1006 amino acids)
Biological process (GO): tricarboxylic acid cycle
Cellular component (GO): mitochondrion; oxoglutarate dehydrogenase complex
Molecular function (GO): thiamine pyrophosphate binding; oxoglutarate dehydrogenase (succinyl-transferring) activity
Source: RefSeq, a predicted model, not a curated record
CUGAGAUCCACUCAGAACCUGGCCAGUCCCUCCGACGUCACGGCCCGCUGACGUCACUCGUCCUGGUAGACCGUGCGGCAGUGCGAGUCCUCACUCAGUGUCCGGAGUUGCGCGCGGGAUGGACCGGUGAUUGACGGGGAGGCAGCGCGAGCGCCGAUAUCACGUGACUAACGGCCGCGAGAGGCGGGCUAGACUAGAGACUCGUCAGCUGCGCGUCUCCGGACGGUUCGGACCUGCGGCCGAGAGUGAGUUGGGAACGUGACGUGGGGAACAGCAGCGUCAACGGCCAGCUGUGCGCAUGGGUUUGAAGUGCGUGUUUUAAAGUGUGUUUGUGUGAACGUGUUCACAGCGUGCAUAUGCGUGUAUGUUUGAAGGGUUUCAAAGUGUGCGUGAGUGUUUUACACCGUGAUGAAUGUGGGGCUGAACUUAAGUGUGCAUGAGAUAUGUGCACGUGAGUUUGUGUUUAAAGUGUGAGUGAGUUUGAAGUGUGUGUUCGUGAGUGAGUGUGAGCCUAUAUAGUUGCACCUCUGAGGACCAAUUCUUGGAAACACACCACCUUGUAUGGUGCUUUUGCCGGACCCCACAAGAGCCGGAGGAGCGCCGGAUCAGAAAAGCUUCCACAGCAGGACUGUUGAUUCCUGCAGACAUGCACCGCCUCAGGACCACCGCGGCAAGGCUACAGCCUCUAAUCACAGUGCAGACGGUCCGGCACCAGACCCGGCCCAGACCAGCUCUCAGGACGGCUCAGGCAGUGAGAAUGCAGAGCUCAUCUGUGGCUGCAGAACCUUUUCUGAACGGAACCAGUACCAACUAUAUGGAGGAGAUGUUCACAGCCUGGCAGGAGGACCCGGCGAGCGUGCAUGAGUCCUGGAAUGCCUACUUUCGUAACGCUGAAGUCGGAGCAGUGCAGCAGAACCCGGCUGAGAUGUUGUGCCGAGCGCAGGCAGUGGGAGGAACGGUGCCCUCUGUGGAGAAGUUGGUGGCCGACCACCUCGCUGUGCAGUCACUGAUUCGAGCCUAUCAGGUCAGGGGUCACCACGUCGCCAAGCUGGACCCGCUCAGCAUCAGCUGUGUGGACUUUGACGACACACCGUGCUCCAUCGGCCUCCAGAACAUUGGCCACUACGGACUCACCCCAGCAGACCUGGGCAAAGUCUUUCGGCUCCCCACCACCACCUUCAUCGGCGGGGGUGAGAGCUCGCUGCCCCUCAGGGAGAUCAUCCACAGGCUGGAGUCGGCGUACUGUCAGCACAUUGGUGUGGAGUUCAUGUUCAUCAAUGACCUGGAGCAGUGUCAGUGGAUCCGGCAGAAGUUCGAGACGCCUGGACUGCUGCACUUCAGCUUGGAGGAGAAGCGCACCCUGCUGGCCAGGAUGAUCCGCUCCACCAGGUUCGAGGAGUUCCUGCAGAAGAAGUGGUCGUCUGAGAAACGCUUCGGGCUGGAGGGUUGCGAGUCCCUAAUCCCCGCGCUCAAGGGCAUCAUCGACAAGUCGAGCGCCGCUGGCGUGGACAACGUCAUCAUGGGGAUGUCGCACAGAGGGCGACUCAAUGUGCUGGCCAACGUCAUCCGGAAGGAGCUGGAGCAGAUCUUCUGCCAGUUCGACUCCAGACUGGAAGCAGCGGACGAGGGCUCGGGUGACGUCAAGUACCACCUGGGGAUGUACCACCGCAGGAUGAACCGGGUCAGCGACAGAUUAAUCACCCUGUCGCUUGUGGCGAACCCCUCCCACCUGGAGGCUGUGGACCCAGUGGUGCAGGGGAAGACCAAGGCAGAGCAGUUCUACUGUGGAGACUCCCAGGGCAAGAAGGUGAUGUCCAUCCUCAUCCAUGGCGACGCUGCGUUUGCUGGCCAGGGGAUCGUCUAUGAGACCUUCCACCUGUCAGACCUGCCGUCCUACACCACGCACGGCACCGUCCACAUCGUGGUCAACAACCAGAUCGGAUUCACCACGGACCCCAGGAUGGCGCGCUCCUCUGCGUACCCCACGGACGUGGCCAGAGUGGUCAACGCCCCCAUCUUCCAUGUGAAUGCAGACGACCCUGAGGCCGUAAUGUAUGUGUGCAACGUUGCGGCGGAGUGGAGGAACACCUUCCACAAAGACGUGGUGGUGGACCUGGUGUGUUACAGGAGGAACGGUCACAACGAGAUGGACGAACCGAUGUUCACCCAGCCGCUCAUGUAUAAGCGCAUCAAGAAGCAGAAGGGAGUCCUGCAGACGUUUGUGGAGAAACUGAUCAAAGAGGAAGUGGUCACCAUGCAGGAGUAUGAGGAGGAAGUGGCUCGGUACGACCGGAUCUGCGAGGAGGCAUUCAGCCGCUCCAAAGAUGAGAAGAUCCUGCACAUCAAGCACUGGCUGGACUCGCCGUGGCCCGACUUCUUCACCCGGGAUGGCCAGCCAAAGAGCAUGAGUUGUCCGUCCACCGGCAUCAGUGAGGAGCAGCUGGCUCGCAUUGGCAGUGUCGCCGCCUCGGUUCCGGUGCCGGACUUCACCGUCCACGGAGGUCUGAGUCGCAUCCUGAAGGGCCGAGCUCACAUGCUGAGUCAGCGCGUUUGUGACUGGGCCCUGGGAGAGUACAUGGCCUUCGGUUCCUUGCUGCUGCAAGGCACCCAUGUCCGGCUCAGUGGGCAGGAUGUGGAGCGCGGAACCUUCAGUCACAGGCACCACGUUCUUCACGACCAGAAUGUGGACAAGAGGACCUGCAUCCCCAUGAACCACCUGGCUGCUGACCAGGCGCCCUACACUGUCUGCAACAGCUCACUGUCCGAGUACGCUGUCCUCGGGUUCGAGUUGGGCUUCGCCAUGGCGAGUCCCGACGCGCUGGUGCUGUGGGAGGCCCAGUUUGGAGACUUCAACAACACUGCCCAGUGCAUCAUCGACCAGUUCAUCAGCUCUGGCCAGGCCAAGUGGGUCCGACAGAAUGGCAUCGUACUGCUGCUGCCUCACGGCAUGGAGGGCAUGGGUCCAGAACACUCGUCGGCUCGUCCUGAAAGGUUCCUCCAGAUGUGCAACGACGAUCAGGAUGUGUUCCCAAAACUCCACGAGGACUUUGCGACUCGACAACUGCACGACUGCAACUGGAUCGUGGUCAACUGCUCCACUCCAGCCAACUACUUUCACGUCCUGCGCAGACAGAUCUUGCAGCCCUUCAGGAAGCCGCUGGUCGUCUUCACGCCCAAGUCUCUCCUGCGCCACCCGGAGGCCAAGUCCAGUUUCGACGACAUGCUUCCUGGAACCCAUUUCCAGCGAGUGAUACCGGAGCAAGGCCCGGCUGCCGCUGCACCAGAACUCGUCAAGAGAGUCAUCUUCUGCUCAGGCAAGAUCUACUACGAGCUGACACGAGAGCGCGCCAACCGAGGACUGGAUGACUUGGUCGCUGUUGUCCGGGUGGAGCAGUUGUCGCCCUUCCCCUUUGACCUGGUGAAAGAGGAGACGGACCGGUACCACGGUGCUGACCUGGUGUGGUGUCAGGAGGAGCACAAGAACCAGGGCUACUAUUACUACGUCAAGCCUCGGAUUCGCACCACCAUCAACAAGACCCGGCCCGUCCGGUAUGCCGGACGAGAUCCGGCCGCGGCGCCGGCCACCGGCAACAAGCACACCCACAUGAUGGAGCUUCAGCGCCUGCUUGACUCCGCCUUCGACCUGAAUGCUACCUCGACACACUGAUGCUCCGCCCACCAAGGCCCCUCCCCCCUUUAGGAGCACACACAACACAACCUUGUGCUCUCCAGCGCCAAACGGGUUCAAAAACUAUGUAAAUAAUCACCACAUGACUCCAACAACUCCACCACACUUUAACCAACAGGCACACACAUGAAAUUGUUUCUGAGGAGGUCAUGUGACACUAAUAAACAUAU